CAGACACACACCUCCCAAAACCCAGCGAGCCUCAGAGCUUUCCCUGCCUGGUGUAACGCUUCCCCGAUCAGCCACUGCCCCAUACAGGUGUUCGUUCCUUCCGUGCCUUUUCAUUCUGAGCGACUGCACGACGCACCAAUCAACAGACGGAAUGAGUAAGCCGCCACCAAUCGGCGGGCGGGGAUUGCAACUAGAGCUUCAGAACGUGAGGCCAGAACAACUGUGAAAUGCUGAGGGACACGGAGCUGCUUCGUCGUUGUAUUAUUUCUACUUCCAUCCAAAGGGGCUCUAAGAAAAGCUAGCACCGCGCACAGUCUGCCUUCUUUCGUACCGCAAAGCGCAUUUCGGCAUUGGACUCAACAACUGGAUGCACUUAGGGGAAUAAGCAAGAUAAAGACCCCGGCAGUGCCGCACUAAGGACCCCCCAAUUCCUUGCUCGCCUCUAGCAAUGGCCAGGAGAUCUCCCGGCUCUGGCAAGGAGGAGGACUUCUCCUUCGUUAGCCCUGUGGUGAAAUAUCUUCUGUUCUUCUUCAACACGCUGUUCUGGGUAAUAUCCAUGGUGAUGGUGGGUAUUGGAGUUUACGCCCGACUUUUAAAACAUGCUGAGGCUGCUAUGGCCUGCCUCGCUGUGGAUCCCGCCCUGUUGCUUAUUGGAGUUGGGAUUUUAAUGUUCCUCAUCACAUUCUGUGGUUGCAUUGGAUCUCUGAGGGAAAACAUCUGCCUGCUGCAAACAUUCGCAAUUUGUCUGACACUUGUCUUCCUUCUCCAGCUGGCUGUGGGCAUUGUGGGGUUCAUCUUCUCAGAUAAGGCACGUGGAAAAGUAAGUGAAAUUAUCAGUAAUGCCAUUGAACAUUAUCGUGAUGACCUUGACUUGCAAAAUCUCAUAGAUUUUGGGCAGAAGGAGUUUAGUUGCUGUGGAGGUAUCUCUUACAAGGACUGGUCCCAGAACAUGUAUUUCAACUGCUCCUCCGAAAACCGCAGUCGGGAGCGCUGCUCUGUGCCCUACUCUUGCUGCCUACAUGAUGAAGAUGAGGCAGUCAUCAACACCUUGUGCGGACAGGGAAUGCAGGAGCUCGACUAUCUAGAGGCAGGGGCGUUUAUCCAUACCAAUGGCUGCAUUGACAGACUUGUUAACUGGCUUCACAGUAAUCUUUUCCUGCUGGGAGGUGUGGCCUUGGGACUGGCAAUUCCACAGCUGGUUGGAAUCCUCCUGUCCCAGAUUCUCAUCAAUCAAAUUCGGGAUCAGAUCAAGCUACAGAGGUAUAACCAGCAGCACAAGACAGACCCUUGGUAUUGACAGAGGGGCAGGUGUUUGCGCCCAACUGUGCUUUAAAUGAUAACUGCAGUAUUCCUCCUGGGCCCGGAGAAGCACUAGCAAGUCACACUGGCUGCCACAGAACGCUUUAAUUAUGUGGAAGUACAUAGGAAGGGGUACAGUGAAGCAGCUUCACCUCCCAAAAGAGCUUCUAAUUGUCCUAACAGAGGCUGCAUUGUGGCAUUUUGAUUUAAUGUAUUUUAGAGAGCUUAGCACCCAAGAGCUAAAGACUGCAAUUAUGUGGAACCAAGUAAGACAUUUACUUGAUUUAUAUACAUCAGUGCAGUCCAGAAAUAAAAGCAUCCGUACUGUCCAAACAAGGUGUGCUAUUAUAAGAGGAAUGUUCUAAAUGCUUGGGCAUUUUUUUAUCGUUGCAAUUAAUAUUUAUUUUCUGAUACACAAAAAAAUGAUAGAGAAUUUGAAUAGUUUGAAAUUAUUUCCAAAAUCAUUAGCCUUUUCUAAUCUUUUCUUCAGUGCAUACUCACACAGGGCCACAUAGGCUUACCAGAUCUUUCUCUCUAUUAUUAGGCUUCUUUCUUUUUCAGAAGAAGACUGAAUGAUUCUUGCUAUAUGGAGCCUUUAGAAUAUGUUGAACAUAUUCUAUCAUUUUUGUAACAGAAGCCAGACAAAGCAAAUAUAUAGUCACAUUUGAGUGAAAUAUGGGUUUGUAAACUGGCUCUGUAAAGCGCUGCAGAAUAUGUUGGUGCUAUAUAAAUUAAUGAUAACAGCUAAAUUUAAAGUUACCCUAACCCUGAAUUAAGGGGCACUACAUAGAUGUAUGUACUGUGUAAAUGUUUAAAAAGCAAACCAAACUAAUAUAUUUGAGCUAAGGCUUGAUCAGGGAUCACAUUAGAAUGCAAACUCCAAGUCCAUGAGUAGUAAUUUUUUGUAAGGACACUACACCGUACUUUAUAGUUAAAGCAACCUUAAGGUCAAUUUUUCAGCACUUUUCAGUCUACAGGCUAACCAGAUGUAUUUGUUUGGUCAGCCUGACAAAUGGAUGCUAAAUUGCGCUGAGCUGGAGACAGUGCACAAUCAUUCUCUUCUGUGCUCACCCAUGACUCAUAGCAUGCCAGGGGGUCAAGAAACAAUCUUGUUUUUCUUUUUGUUAUGUGAGAUUGACUCUGGUGCCUAUUGGGGGUCAUUUGUGAAAACAAUUACAGGUAUGGGGCCUAUUAUCCAAAAUGCUUGGGACCCAGGGUUUUCUGGAUAAGGGAUCUUUGUGUAAUUUGGAUCUCCAUAAAAAAUAAUUUAAACAUUAAUAAAACCCAAUAGGAUUGUUUUACCUCCAUUAAGGAUAAAUAUCUUUGUAGGGAACAAGUUCAAGGCAUUGUUUUUUUUUCAUUACAGAGAAAAAGGAAAUCAUAGUUAAAAAUUUUAAUUAUUUGCUUAUAAUGGAAUCUAUGGGAGGUGGCCCUUCCUUAGUUCUGAGCUUUCUGGAUAACUGGUUUCCAGAUAAUGAAUCCUAUACCUGUAAUAAACAUCCACUAUAAUUUUUGGCACAUGUUUGCAUUGAUUACCUUGCCCUAUUAGGGUCACCCAGUAUUGUCAGCAAGAAUAUGAAGAACUUAUGUGCUAAGAACCUGUGUUAGAAGGAUUCAAGGUGUUUGAUCUGUGCUUGUACUGCAGACAGGCCAUGCUGUUUUUUUGAAGAAGACUUUGAUGUACAGAGCAGUAUAAGUUGACUAUGACAUGGAUUAUGUAGAAAGCUUAAAAGGGUAAAGGUAAAAUCUCAAGAAAGUUCUACCACUAUAUUUUCUCUUAAAGGGAUGGUUCACCUUUAAGGUUAACUUUUAGUAUGUUAUAGAAUGGCCUAUUCUUAGCAACCUGGUUGCUAGGUUAAAUUGGGCCCUAGCAACCAGCUGAAAUAAUUCUAAAUUGGAAGCUGCUGAACAGAAAACUAAAUUCAAAAACCACAAAACAUGAAGACCAACUACAAUCUGGAGCAUUUGUUUCUGUACAUAAUACAAAAGUUAAUUUAAAGGUGAACAUUUAUGGUCACAUUUAUAUAUGGUAAGUGUGACUUUACUACAGGUAUGGGCGACAACACCCCAAGAAGCCUUUCAUGGGCAAAUAGAUCUCUGUGAUGUUUCUCCAAAGAGCUUGAUAGUGUUUGGAUUUGCCACUAAAAAGAGCUGUUAGUGCAGCUGGGGAAUAGAAUGCUGCUGUGCCCAGAAGUUUCAUGUUUUCCCCAAUACAAAGCAUGAGCCAUAAUUUCCAUAAAUGUGAAUUUGCUGCAUAAUGGAUAUAGGGAAAAUGAUCCAUUAUAUUUACAUGUAAAAACUAUCACUUUAUGAAAUGUUGGUUCUGUGGUUGUGCACUGAAUAUUUCUACAGUCCGAAUAUUUAAAAUCUUGUCUCAUCUUUCUCGUGCUCACAUUUACUCAUUCUGUGAAUGGCUUUAAAUAUUCUAGUUUUUGUGUAACAGCCCCCACAGUUAAACAUGUCCUUGUAGUCUGUUACAGAAGCGCAUUCCACCAUUUUAUUUUUAUGUAUACUUGCUCCCAUGAUGUAAUGAUGUCUUUCUUAAUUAAAGCUUCAGAAGAUUCCACAUCCCUAAAAUUUGGGGGUUCUAUAAUUUAAUUGAUAUGUAGGUCCAAAGAAUAACUGAAGCUGCUUUAACAAUCAUUACACAGUGAUCACUGCUGGGUAAUUUAUAAGUUCGGAAGAUAUUAGUGUAUUUGGCUUUAAUGAACAUUAUACAUAGGAAAAUUGAGAAGAAAGCUAUUCAGUCAUACAAGCGUAGAUGGUAUAUGGCCACCUUUAUAAAUACAGGUAUGGGACCUGUUAUCCAGAAUGCUCGGGACCUGGGGUUUUCCAGAUAA
This is a messenger RNA of Xenopus tropicalis (tropical clawed frog), 4139 nucleotides long. RefSeq names its product tetraspanin 33 (gene tspan33). Gene Ontology annotation, cellular component: cytoplasm; pore complex; adherens junction. The transcript has 8 exons. Gene Ontology annotation, molecular function: enzyme binding. NCBI's taxonomy places the organism in Eukaryota, Metazoa, Chordata, Amphibia, Anura, Pipidae. Gene Ontology annotation, biological process: protein localization to plasma membrane; pore complex assembly; protein maturation. Bases 449 to 1297 code for a protein of 282 amino acids. The record is from RefSeq and is a predicted model, not a curated record.